Messenger RNA from Hemibagrus wyckioides, 2936 nucleotides. It is a transcript of the gene zic3, whose product is annotated as zic family member 3 heterotaxy 1 (odd-paired homolog, Drosophila). Gene Ontology annotation, molecular function: DNA-binding transcription factor activity, RNA polymerase II-specific; RNA polymerase II cis-regulatory region sequence-specific DNA binding. Gene Ontology annotation, cellular component: nucleus. NCBI's taxonomy places the organism in Eukaryota, Metazoa, Chordata, Actinopteri, Siluriformes, Bagridae. The transcript is spliced from 3 exons. Gene Ontology annotation, biological process: central nervous system development; regulation of transcription by RNA polymerase II. Bases 297 to 1628 code for a protein of 443 amino acids. The record is from RefSeq and is a predicted model, not a curated record.
UGACUUUAUCAGUCCAAGGACAUCAUUCAUCUGUAAAGGGGGGGAAGUUUGAUCCUCUUUCUCACGGAUCCCACUAACGGGAGUUUCUUACCCCCUGCUCGCCGAGCCUGGGACUAUUAUCUGGCGUUUUCAUUAUUUUUUCGUGAAGUAUUUAGUUUAUUAAAUGUUCCGUGUUAGUUCAGACGAAAUUUCGCUUUUACAGCGUGCGUGAUUUAACUUUCGUCCGCUAAACCUGGGGUUUCAAAUCUACAUCCCUCUUCUUCUUCGUUUAAUUUUUUUGGCCGAGCCCCAUCACUAUGCUCCUCGAUAGUGGUCCACAGUUUCCAUCGCUUGGAGUUGGAGGCUUCGGAACGCCGAGACACCAUGAUCUCGGGAACCGAGAGCCCGGACUGGGGCUCAACCCCUUCGCGGACUCGUCCCAUUCAGCUGCGUUUAAAAUUAGCUCCGUUACACACGAUAUCGCCCCGAGCCAGACGUCGGCUUUCACCCCGCAAGCAACCGGAUAUGCAGCUGCGCUCGGACACCACCAUCACGGAGGGCAGGUCGGUUCCUACGGUGGAGGCGCGUUUAACUCCACGCGAGAUUUCUUGUUCCGAAACAGGAGCGACUCGACGGCCACAAGCGCGCAGCACGGGAUCUUCGCCGCUUCUGCCGGGAGUCUCCACGCACCGCCUGGAAUCUCGGACAACCCGGGCCACCUUCUGUUCCCAGGACUUCACGAGCAAAGCGUGAGCCAUACUUCUCCUGGAGGACAUGUAGUAAACGGACAAAUGCACAUUGGUUUGCGUGGGGACCUUUUCGGGCGGCCGGAUCCGUAUCGUCCUGUUCCGAGUCCGCGCGCGGAUCCUUACGGUGCCGCUCCGCUCCACAAUUACAAUCACCCCAUCAACAUGAACGUGGGAAUGAACGUGCCCACGCACCACGGGCCAGGCGCCUUCUUCCGCUACAUGCGGCAGCCCAUAAAACAAGAGUUGUCCUGCAAGUGGAUAGAUGAGAAUCAAAUAAACAGGCCCAAAAAAACUUGUGACAGAACUUUCAGCACCAUGCACGAGAUGGUCACACAUGUGUCUAUGGAGCAUGUCGGCGGGCCCGAGCAGAGCAACCAUGUUUGCUAUUGGGAAGACUGCCCAAGAGAAGGGAAAUCGUUUAAGGCCAAAUACAAACUAGUGAACCACAUCAGAGUGCACACCGGGGAGAAACCGUUUCCUUGUCCUUUCCCCGGUUGCGGGAAAAUUUUUGCAAGAUCAGAAAAUUUAAAAAUCCACAAAAGGACGCAUACUGGCGAGAAGCCGUUUAAGUGUGAGUUCGAGGGCUGCGACAGGCGCUUCGCAAACAGCAGCGACAGAAAAAAGCACAUGCACGUGCAUACUUCUGACAAGCCCUACAUCUGCAAAGUAUGCGACAAGUCCUACACGCACCCAAGCUCACUCAGGAAACACAUGAAGGUCCACGAGUCACAAGGUUCGGAGUCAUCUCCAGCAGCCAGCUCCGGGUACGAGUCCUCCACGCCGCCUGUGCUGGUUUCAACAAACUCAGAAGAUCCUACCAAAACGCCUGAAACAACCGUGCAAAGCGCAUCAACACACAGCGACGCAUUAGCGCCCAACUUCAACGAAUGGUACGUUUGAAGAUCCGAGUAGACUCUUAUUGCGGACCAAAAGGUUCAGGCAACCUUUAAAAACACAAAACACUAUUCACACCACGGUGAACAAAAUGACAGUGGAACAACACGAAGAACUGAGAGUUCGCCACAGCAGGCCUCGUUCGUUCUCAGGAUCCAAAAUUUGACUUUUAUUCCGAGAUCGAAGGGAAAAAAAAACAAACAAUAAAUACUUACACUUUCUAUGAAUAAAUAAAAAAUGUUUUCGGUUUAGUUUUCAGAUUACAGAUAAUUAUUUUAUUUUUAAUUUUAUGUAUUUUAUCAAAAGUUUAUUUUAAAAAUAAACAAAACUGAAAUAAUAUUUCACGGUGUUUUUAUAUCGGCGACGUCCGUGUCGCCCUUUGAUUGUUAAACUUCAGACAGUCUUACGAAAUGUGCCAAAGUCUUUGUCUUGAACUUGAACAAGAGCAGCAACAAGAAAAAGAAAAUAAGUAUAUAGCCUAAUCGUGAAUGUAUUUCCUUGUUUGAUGGAGUCGAAUCUGUUGUCCACGUCUGUUUUGAAAUGGAGAAAUGUGGUAGUACGAUUGUUACAGUUGACUAUGAUAUUGCCUUUUGUUAGUAACGAUGUAAAUACAUAUCCAUGAUGCCAUAUUUAUCGAUUUGUAAUUUAAUUGUCGGCAAAGAGCCGAAUCUUAAAUGAUAUUUAUGGAAAUGUUUUCUAACAAGAUUGUACAGUGUUGAGUCAGAACUUGACCAGCUUAACAUUGAAACAAGGUCAUAGACUCUAAAAGCUUCCUUCACGCGAUUGUAACUUUUUUUAACCAAUAAACGUGUCUUAUCUGGAUCAAAAAUAUCAACUAUGAAUAUAAUGAAUUAACUUUUUUUUUCUCUAAAGUUUAUAGUAUUGUAUAGGUUAUUCCAAGUACUUCGAGCUCCUAAGAGUACUGAUAGAGCAAACAGGCAAAAAAAAUCUUAAGUGAGUGAUAAAUAGAUAUAAAGCGAUAAUUACUUUUGUGUAUUCUUUAAACUCUUAGUACGGAGUAUACUACAUUACCAUAAGGAACUUCUAGGGACAAAUUGGAAAGGCCCAUUAGCCAGUUAUUCACUGGCUCCUCACAUUUCGAUAAGAUUCUCAGCUGUGUUAUGCAACAGCAUUUAGCUUUCAUCCAUUAACUUUUUUAACUCAAGUGUUAAAACACCCGAUUCCCAGGGCAAAGCCCAGUCAUUUGGGUCAAUAUAGUAUUCCACUUUUGAUGGUUACGGUUCUGUAUGUUUUAUGUUUCCAGCAAGAACUGUCACAACAGAGUAAUCGCAAAUAAAACUUUUUUUUUCAGUC